CUGGGGCUCGCUCGCGGUUUCUGACACCUCGAGCGGCUCCUCCAGUACGAGAGGGCCAGGUACCCCAACCCCGAAAUCUAUCAGGUCUCUCGCCUCUCGCCACCACGCUAUCAUCUCUCUCAGUUAAAACAUCAAACACUCGCGCUUCUUCUCUUCGCUCUUUCUCUGUGCUGAGACCCGAAACCGGGAGCGAGAGGGAGAAAGCGAAAGAAAUGGAUUUCUCCGAGCAAGACGUAGACGUCUUUGGGGAGGAUUUCGAGCAGGAGGUGGAGGAGGAGGAAGAGGAGCGAGGACGCGGGGAGGCGGAUGAGGAGGAGGAGGACGGCAGCCGCGAUUCCUCUGCCUCCUCUUCGGCCUCAUCCUCCUCCAGCAGCGGCAGUGGCAGCGGGAGGAGCCGGGGCAGCAGCAGUAGGAGCAGCAGCGAUGGGGAGGAGGACGACACGGUCGCGACCACGAUCGGGGCCGGGGCGGUGGAAGAAGAGGAGAGGGAUCUCUUUGGUUCCGACAACGAGGAGUACAUGCGAACGCCGGCUCGUAGCCCGUUUCCAGUUCCCGUGUUACCACCUCUUCAAAGUACUAACAACCAUGGUAGAGGUAAUUUUGGACGUGGUAGAUGGCAGUCUGGAUACCCCAAUGAUAGAGGUCCACCUCUGCUUCCACGACCAGGAUAUAUGCAAAGGCAAAACUUUGGCUAUGGUAGGUUUUCACAUGCAAAUGGGCGUAAUGAUGAACGCUUUGUCUCUGAAAUGAAGCUUACAAAGAGUGAAGAGACUUUGUCGAGGAAAGCCAUUGCAAUUCAAGAGCCUUGUGAGAUUGCAUGCUAUAGCCGGGUUGAAGGUGGAGAUGUCUAUUUUGAUGACCGCAGCUUGAGACUUUUCAAACGCUCUAUUUGUCAGGAUGUUGGAGCACAUCUGAAUCAAGGGUUUGAAUCAUUUGUUGAAAAAAGAGACUUGGGCUCUGAAGGUUUUGGUGAUCUUCUUGCUUGCAUAAGAAACAAAAAUAUACCUCUUCAAAAUAUACAUUUUGUGACUUUCCGUAACAAUCUCAACAAGAUACUGACUACGGCUUAUAUAAGAAAUGAGCCAUGGAAAAUGGGUGUGCACAAAAGAAAUGGUGUUGUUUAUCUUGAUGUGCAUAAGCUUCCUGAAAGACCACAAAGUGAAGUAGACCGUCGAAGAUGUUAUUGGGGCUAUGCUUUUGAGAACCUUGCAACUGAGAACUCCAGAGAAAUUGAUGCAGAUGGCAAAGGCAUUGAUGCAAAUGUAGAAUUCUGUUCUGUAAUUAAAACCAAAUUAGGUGCACAUCGUAUUAUUAUGGGUGCGGAGAUGGACUGCUGUGAUUCAACUGAUGAUGGAAGGAGAUUCUAUGUGGAGUUAAAAACAAGCCGGGAGUUGGAUUAUCGUACAGAAGAAAGAUACGAACGGGAGAAGCUACUGAAAUUCUGGGAGUAUCUAUAGAGGUGAGGGCAACACUUCAAUUUUAGACAGCACUAGUACAUUUUUCGGCACCUAAAACUUGCAAGGAAUCUCAUGGAACGAAAGGAUAUAUAAUGUGAAAGACUUCAUUGAUCCUACAGGAUAAUAGAGGAUAGAUCCGUUGGAGUGCAUUGUUGAGUUGAUAUAUGUGUGUGUAUAUGGUAGAGAUGAAGGAUAUAUAAUGUGGAGAGUAAUAGAGCAUAGACUUGUUGUAUAUUUUUCACUGAUUAUGCUAUUUGUGAAGCUGGUUAUUUUGCAAAUUUCGGAGUGCAUUGAUGAGUUGAUAUGUGUGGAUGUAUGUUUUACACACUUGAAUCUGCUUAUGCUAUUUAUGAUGCUGGUCUUUUUGCACAUUUUGGAGCACAUUGAUGAGUUCAUUUGUGUGUGUGAGAACUUAUGAUAAUUGUGAAACUGGUCUUUUUGCUCAUUUUGGAGUGCACUGACAAGUUGAGCUGCGCAUGCGUGCGCUCUAUUUGUGAAGCUGGACAUUGUGCACAUUUUGAAGCACAUUGAUGAGCUGAUAUGUGUUUGUGCAUUUGGAGCACCUGAGAUCUGCUUAUAUUAAGCUGCUGGACAAAACUCAAGAUAGACCAAUGCAUUAUCGAUAUUUGAUGGUUUUGAAAGUUACUUGCUAGUUGCUACCGAUCAAGUCAGACAGUUCUUACAGAAGCUGCUAAUAAAUCAACUUAUAACUGAUGUCAAUGAUGCAGUUGGAUAACAAAGUCAGAUCUGCUUCCAGUCCUCCUUUAUGAUAGACAUGGAUGUAAACGCGACUAAAUUACUAGAAUAUGAGAG
Phoenix dactylifera (date palm) is the source of this 2270-nucleotide messenger RNA. NCBI's taxonomy places the organism in Eukaryota, Viridiplantae, Streptophyta, Magnoliopsida, Arecales, Arecaceae. The record is from RefSeq and is a predicted model, not a curated record.